Messenger RNA from Caenorhabditis remanei, 1014 nucleotides. RefSeq lists its product as uncharacterized. The record is from RefSeq and is a predicted model, not a curated record. Lineage: Eukaryota; Metazoa; Nematoda; Chromadorea; Rhabditida; Rhabditidae. The transcript has 5 exons. Bases 1 to 1014 code for a protein of 337 amino acids. Gene Ontology annotation, molecular function: protein binding.
AUGUCCGUCACUGAAACCCUCAUCGCAAUGGGGUUCCCGGAGGCGGCGGCGAAGGCUGCCGCGGGCAACAACCGAAAUCUCGAUCAGGCGUUGAACUACAUCGAGAACGAUGGAGUUGGAUUUGAGAAUGAAGGAGAGUCGAGCUCCGGAGCGUCGAGCAGCUCCACGAGUGCUGCGGAAGCCGCUUCUCCGGAAAACCGCGCGAUUCCAGCGGUCGCUGCUGGAUUCAAGUGUGAGGAUUGCGGCGCUUUCCUCUCCAACGACGACGAAAUGGUUCGUCAUGCUGGUCAAACAAAGCAUGGCAACUUCAGCCAAUGCGAUCAGCCGGAUAUCGACGACUCACGAGAACCACUCUUCCAAUUGCCACCAAUGACUGAAGAAGAAAAAGUGGCCAAAGCGAAAGAGAUCUGUGACAAGAUUCAGAAGGCUCGAGAUCUCAAGGAUAAGAAAAAAACUGAAGAAGAGAAGCAGGAGUUGAUGGAGCGUCGUGAAGAGAAGACGGCGAUGCUCUCGUUGAGAGAAGAGGCGAGAGAGCGGGAAAUCAAAGAGGCCGCUGCGCAACUACGUCGUCAGAAGGUGGAGGAUGAAGCGGCGAGAGAGAAGAUUCGUGAGCAGAUCCGGUUGGAUCGAGAGGAGCGAAAGGCCAAACUUACGCCGAUGCCUCCGAAGGUGGCGAAAGUGGAAGUGGCGGCGCCGGUGAGGGAUCACUCGUCGACGACUCUUCAGAUUCGUCUGUUGGAUGGAAAAAUGGUUCGCCAGGAGUUCAAGACGAUUGAGCCGCUUGUCAUGGUCCGCGCCUGGAUCGAAACCAACCAACCGGUCGGGAGUUCGUUCUCUCUGAUGACUCCGUUCCCACGCAGGGAGUUCUCUGACGAUGAUAUGGGAACGUCUCUUCUAGAGCUUAAACUCGUCCCAACUGCCAACAUCGUUGUCAUCAACCGUGGAGUGCCAGCAGUCGCUGCUCCAGAAGAGGCUGUCCCAACUGAGCCAACUAACGAGCCGGCUGCCCAAUAG